Molecule: messenger RNA, 2019 nt
Organism: Arachis stenosperma
Lineage: Eukaryota; Viridiplantae; Streptophyta; Magnoliopsida; Fabales; Fabaceae
Product: cytochrome P450 86B1
Exons: 2
Coding region: 105-1769 (554 amino acids)
Molecular function (GO): iron ion binding; oxidoreductase activity, acting on paired donors, with incorporation or reduction of molecular oxygen; monooxygenase activity
Source: RefSeq, a predicted model, not a curated record
ACCACACCCCCACAAAUGUUAUUACCAUUAUUCUUCUUCAAACUAACCAACAACAAUAAGCACAUGCAAUUCUUUCACAUUCCCAUCAUUCCAACACAAAAACCAUGACCAAACUCAGCAAUCUCAAUCUCAAUCUUAAUCUCACAACCCCCCAACAAGAUCUCCCCAAUGGAAACAACAUCUUCACUCUAAUGCAACAUAUCCAAAUGUUGGAGAUUCUUCUAGCAAUCACUGUUUUCAUAGUGAUUCAUUCUCUAAGGCAAAAGAAGCAUUAUGGCUUACCAAUUUGGCCUCUUCUUGGAAUGUUACCUUCUUUGUUCUUUGCACUGAGAACUAACCUCUAUGAAUGGAUCACUGAUGUGCUUAAACAGCAAAAUGGUACAUUCAGAUUCAAAGGGCCUUGGUUUAGCAGCCUCAAUUGCAUUGUCACGGCCGAUCCGCGAAACCUCGAGCAUCUUCUCAAGACAAAGUUUUCUCUGUUCCCCAAAGGGAGAUACUUCAGGGACACGGUGAGAGACCUACUUGGAGAUGGAAUCUUCAACGCCGACGACGAGACGUGGCAGAAGCAGAGGAAAACAGCAAGCAUUGAGUUCCAUUCAGCAAAAUUCAGGAAGUUAACUACUGAAUCCUUGUUUGAGCUUGUUCAUUCAAGGCUCUUACCGGUCUUAGAAUCCACCGUUAAGGAGAAUGUUUCCAUUGAUUUACAAGACAUCUUGUUGAGACUAACUUUUGACAAUGUUUGUUUGAUUGCAUUUGGGGUUGAUCCCGGUUGCUUGCGGCCGGGGUUACCUAAAAUACCAUUUGCUAAGGCCUUUGAGGAUGCAACAGAAGUAACAGUUCUUCGAUUCGUUAUCCCAACAUGUGUGUGGAAGGCAAUGAGGUUCCUCAAUUUGGGGAUGGAGAGAAAGCUGAAGGAAUCUAUAAAAGGGGUUGAUGAGUUUGCUGAGAAUGUUAUAAGGACAAGAAAGAAAGAACUGUCUUUGUUGUGUGAUGAGAAGCAAAGAUCAGAUUUGUUAAGCAUUUUCAUGGGGCUGAAGGAUGAGAAUGGUGAAGCCUAUUCGGAUAAGUUCUUGAGGGAUAUAUGUGUGAACUUCAUUCUUGCAGGGAGAGACACUUCUUCUGUGGCUUUAAGCUGGUUUUUCUGGCUGCUUGAUCAGAACCCUGAAGUGGAAGAGAACAUAGUAGAAGAGAUAUGCAGGGUAGUGAAACAGAGAGAAGAUAUUGAUAUGAAUAUGAAUAUGAAGAAAGAAGAGUUUUUUGAGGGUUUGACAUUUAGGCCUGAAGAGAUUAAGAAGAUGGAUUAUUUGCAUGCUGCUCUUUCUGAAGCUCUCAGAUUGUACCCUUCUGUUCCUGUUGAUCACAAAGAGGUAGUUGAAGAUGACACAUUCCCAGAUGGAACAGUGCUAAAGAAGGGGACAAAAGUGAUCUAUGCAAUUUAUUCAAUGGGGAGAAUGGAAGACAUUUGGGGAAAAGAUUGCAGGGAAUUCAAGCCAGAAAGAUGGCUAAGAGAUAAUGCACGCUUCAUGAGUGAAUCUGCAUACAAAUUCACUGCCUUUAACGGCGGACCGCGGUUGUGCUUAGGCAAAGACUUUGCUUACUAUCAGAUGAAAUAUGCCGCCGCUAGCAUCAUAUUCCGCUACCGUGUUAAGGUGGUUGAGAACCACCCGGUGGUGCCUAAACUUGCACUGACUAUGUACAUGAAGCAUGGAAUCAAAGUUAACCUUCACAAGAGGGAUGCUAAAGAAAUUCACAAGUACUUGCGAGGUUGAUUAAGAAUGAAGUUAAUUAUGGUGUGGUAAUGACUAAUGAAGUAAUGAUGAGUACUGUAUUUUCCCUUUUUGGUCUUUUGUUUAAGGUAAUUAUUAAGGUGGAUUGUAAGUACAAAAUGAUAGUAAUGAAGGGGUUGGAUAUAAUCUUAAUUAGGAAGCUAAAGCAUGAAUAAUGAAUUUCAUGUUAAUUGAUGAUUAUGCAAUUGAUUUGAUUGGAUAUCUUGGAGUGGGAAUUGGAUUGCCUUAUUUC